CGAGGAGAAUGUAUCUGAAAACUCAGACCGCUAUGUGAAAACUUGGACGUGAACUAUUCUGUCUCUGUUCCAACUAACCGAGUCAAAUUAUCCUUCAGCUCCUCCAGUCUAACACAAACCUGGUAAAAUCGCGCACGUCCACAACGCCAAAGAACACCAUCACGACAGCGGGCGGCCGACCGUGCAUCACCUACCCAGAUAUUUCAACGUCUCUCACCUAAAUCAACCAAUUCUCCUGCUUCUCCCUAGACGAGGAAUGCGUUCUCAACACGUCCUAACCGUCUCCGUCCCCCUGCCAAGCAUCCUGCCUCCGCACCUUGUCCUGGCCGCGCUGCAGACUUACACGCCCACUUUGCGCCACAAUCGCAGUAUUAACCAGUACCGUGAGAUUCCUUCGGACCCCAAUUACACCGCUGGGGACCCCUUCUCCCCGCCGUGGGACGGUAGUGGGAGGACCUUCUACGUCUACGAGUUGACGGAGCUGUGGUCGGGGAUUAAAAGGCGGGCCGAGUACCCUGUCGUCUUCCAAUCGACACCCUCGGGCGCCUGGAGUCGUGUCAAAACACCCCUGGGUAUUAAUGUAUGGUGUGAAUGGACUGUCAGGCCUCGGGCGCAGUCGCAGUCAUCCACACCUUCAGAGAGCACGCCAAACUUCAUGACAAACCUGGCAGACGAGUGGGAGUUGUAUGACACGAUAGUGAUAGAGGGCAACAUGCUCUUCAUGCCGUUUGCUUUGCAGUAUACCCAACGCGUGCAUCAAGAGGUGUGCGAGAAGGUCAUCGACGAGGUGUUCAAAAACUACGUCAACGAGGCAAUUCCCCCAUGAGUCGGGCUAGCAGGGAAUAUGGCGUCUUAGGCUAGACUUGGUGCUUACAUUGGCACUUUGUACGAGGCGGGUGUGGAGUUUGGAGCUGAGAUAUGCUGGAUAGACAAUGACAAAGCCCUGACAAAUAGAAUAAAAUUAAGCA
This is a messenger RNA of Ilyonectria robusta, 968 nucleotides long. RefSeq lists its product as uncharacterized. Bases 257 to 826 code for a protein of 189 amino acids. Lineage: Eukaryota; Fungi; Ascomycota; Sordariomycetes; Hypocreales; Nectriaceae. The transcript is spliced from 2 exons. The record is from RefSeq and is a predicted model, not a curated record.